GCACAGGAACCAAGAGUGAGAUAAACUGGGAGGGGGAAAGGGGGAGGGACAGAGAAGACCAGAAAGAGUUUAGGCAGAGAGAAGGAGAGAAAUACAAAUGAUGGGAGCGAAGCCAUCUAAAAGAAACAGUGUGAAGAAGGGGAUGCCGACCCUUGAGGGCAGUGGAGUGCCAAUGGCAGCUGCUGUGUUAGGGGGCAGUGAUGAUACAGCAGCUGACGAUGAGGAUGAUGAAGAGUUGGGGGCCGAUCAACAGUUUGAGGAGCCGAUAUGUGCUCUGGUUCAGAACUGUACCAUGCUGCAUAACAUCGUGGGCCCCGCUUGCAUCUUUCUCCGGCAGAGCUUUGCUCAGGCUCAACUCGACAGAGAUCUACGGCCAGAGGAAGUUGAAGAGCUGAAAGAAGCCUUCCGAGAAUUUGACAAAGAUAAGGAUGGCUUCAUUAGCUGUAAGGAUCUGGGCGAGUGCAUGAGGACGAUGGGCUACAUGCCCACAGAGAUGGAGCUGAUUGAACUCAGUCAGCAGAUUUGUGGUGGUAGAGUGGACUUUGAGGACUUUGUAGACCUGAUGGGCCCAAAGAUGCUGGCUGAGACAGCAGACAUGAUCGGGGUGAAGGAACUAAGAGAUGCUUUUAGAGAGUUUGACUCUAAUGGUGAUGGUCAGAUCAGUCUGGCUGAACUGAGGGAAGCCAUGAAGAAGCUGAUGGGAGAGCAGCUCAACCACAGAGAGAUUGAUGAGAUCCUUAGGGAUGUUGACCUUAAUGGAGAUGGGCUGGUUGACUUUGAAGAGUUUGUGCGAAUGAUGUCUCGCUGAUUUUGAGAACAUGUGAAAAAGGAGGAGAACGACCAGUUUGCCUCCUAAUGUGAAGAGUGUAGUACUAUGCAUCUCCUUUAAAUAACUACCAUGCUGUUUCUCCAUCCAAAGACCUUUAUUU
Messenger RNA from Myxocyprinus asiaticus (Chinese sucker), 929 nucleotides. RefSeq names its product calcium-binding protein 2-like. The record is from RefSeq and is a predicted model, not a curated record. The transcript is spliced from 7 exons. Lineage: Eukaryota; Metazoa; Chordata; Actinopteri; Cypriniformes; Catostomidae. Gene Ontology annotation, molecular function: calcium ion binding. Bases 98 to 808 code for a protein of 236 amino acids.